Messenger RNA from Chaetura pelagica (chimney swift), 1618 nucleotides. RefSeq names its product RAB12, member RAS oncogene family (gene RAB12). The transcript is spliced from 5 exons. Lineage: Eukaryota; Metazoa; Chordata; Aves; Apodiformes; Apodidae. The annotation marks the transcript as partial. Gene Ontology annotation, molecular function: GTPase activity; GTP binding. Gene Ontology annotation, biological process: protein secretion; cellular response to insulin stimulus; Golgi vesicle fusion to target membrane. The record is from RefSeq and is a predicted model, not a curated record. Gene Ontology annotation, cellular component: trans-Golgi network transport vesicle; endosome; synaptic vesicle.
GUUGAUUUUAAAAUCAAAACAGUAGAGCUAAGAGGAAAGAAAAUUAGAUUACAAAUCUGGGACACAGCAGGUCAGGAGAGAUUCAACAGCAUUACCUCAGCUUAUUACAGAAGUGCCAAGGGAAUUAUUUUGGUGUAUGAUAUCACCAAGAAGGAAACAUUCGACGAUUUACCAAAAUGGAUGAAAAUGAUUGAUAAGUAUGCUUCAGAAGAUGCUGAGCUUCUAUUAGUUGGAAAUAAACUGGACUGUGAAGUUGAUCGAGAAAUUAGUCGGCAACAGGGAGAAAAGUUUGCACAGCAAAUAACUGGGAUGCGGUUCUGUGAAGCCAGUGCCAAGGAUAAUUUUAAUGUGGAUGAAAUAUUUCUAAAACUUGUUGAUGACAUUCUGAAAAAGAUGCCACUGGAUGUUAUAAGAAAUGAGUUGUCCAACAGUAUCCUGUCCCUGCAACCAGAGCCAGAAAUCCCACCAGAACUGCCUCCUCCAAGGCCACAUGUCCGUUGCUGUUGACUUGUUACUCCAUACAGAGUGAAAAAUGGGUGUGGGAGGGUAAAGAAAGUAUCUGUACUACUCUGCACUACAAUCAUUUGGCAGUUCCUUGUUGCACUUUGUUAUUCGAGUCAGAGCUACACACUAACUUGUAAAUAUGCAAAUAUGCAAUCCUGUGUAGGAUUCAGCUAAAACAUUUAAUUAUUAUCCCUCUCCCUCACAAUGAUGUUUCAUUGAUUGCCCCAGUGUUAUAAAUACUGUACAAUCGGUGGGGGUUUAGCACACUUCCAGUCGAGGAGGAGGAGAAAUUAAAACUAUACCUAUUCUUGACAUAAAUGUUGUAAUAGUUCUUGUUAUUUUAAACAGGCAGGCAGAAGCUCUUCUGGUAUGAAGACAAGUAUAUGGUGCUUUGCUAACUAUUUUAAAGACAAUUUUUUUAAAAAUGGAGGACUUUAUGUACAAAGCUUUCAUAAUCAGCAUUAUGUUUCUUUUCAAUGUAGUGAAGACAUUUUUGGCUGUAGCAUCCUCUGCUGACUGGAUUUAUUGAAAAGCUAAGUUUAAUUUUUGGCAGUCUUAUUUAUUUUGUUUAAUGCUGCACCCUUUUAUUUGUAUACCUAGACAUCACAUCUGGUGCAGGUCUAAGAUUGCACUCUGAAGUAGCAUAUAUAAUUUUCUGUGUAAGCAUAACCUUGGUUGCAAGAAUCAUUAAGUUUCACUAAAAUAAUGGAGAUAUAUUCAAGCUCUAGAAGAAGGUAUAAAAAGCAAUGCUGCUGUCCUAGACAAAUUCUUUUUUUUAAAAAAAAUAAGAUACGUUAAGGAAUAUAUAUGUGUAUUUGUCUGGACAUCUGUAGGCUGGGGGGAAGGGAUCCUAAAGUAAAAUUAUUUUCUUUUCCUAAUGGUGGAAAUUAUUCCCAUUAAGCAAAUACUGUGUUAGAUUUUUGUCUGAUAAUGAAUUUGUGAAUUAUAUCUUUGGAAUAUCUUUUAUUAAAAUGCACUGUUUAGUUAAGCUGUGGUAAAUCAGUAGUUACAUAUUUGAAUAACUUGGUGUGUCCUGAAUGUUGUGGUAUUGAAAAACAUUGUGGUCUUUCUAAACUAAUGAAGUGCAAAUAAAAUUUUGUAUUUAUGAAUGACA